AAAACACAAAAUGCAAAAGGCAAAAACAAACAGAAAGACAACCAAAAAGGAGCACAUAUUACCACACAGCACCUUCAGAUCUGUUGACCAAACCAAUUUUGAGAAAUGGACGGAGCUGGACCGGGACAGCCGGCCGACACUGAGAUGGAAGAGGCGGCGGUGCCAGCACCUGCGCCGGCUGACCCGCAACAACACCAUCAGCAGCAGCAGGUGUCUCCAACCGGUGGCGUGGAGAAUAUUCCGGCUACACUCAGCCAUGGAGGGAGGUUCAUACAGUACAACAUAUUCGGUAACAUAUUCGAAGUCACGGCAAAGUAUAAGCCUCCUAUCAUGCCAAUCGGCAAGGGCGCCUACGGCAUUGUUUGUUCGGCACUGAAUUCAGAGACGGGUGAACAUGUGGCAAUAAAGAAGAUAGCUAAUGCUUUUGACAAUAAAAUCGAUGCCAAGAGGACUUUGCGCGAGAUCAAGUUGCUUAGGCAUAUGGAUCAUGAAAACGUUGUUGCAAUCAGGGAUAUAAUCCCCCCACCCCAAAGGGAAUCAUUUAAUGAUGUUUACAUAGCAUAUGAGCUGAUGGACACUGAUCUGCACCAGAUUAUUCGUUCCAAUCAAGCAUUAUCAGAGGAGCACUGCCAGUAUUUCCUGUAUCAAAUUCUCCGUGGAUUGAAAUACAUACAUUCUGCAAAUGUUCUGCACAGAGAUUUAAAACCAAGCAAUCUUCUGCUGAAUGCAAAUUGUGAUCUAAAGAUAUGUGAUUUUGGUCUGGCUCGUGUGACCUCAGAAACUGAUUUCAUGACAGAAUAUGUUGUUACAAGAUGGUAUCGUGCACCAGAACUGCUAUUGAACUCUUCAGAUUACACUGCGGCUAUUGACGUAUGGUCAGUGGGUUGUAUUUUCAUGGAGUUGAUGGAUCGGAAGCCCCUAUUUCCUGGCAGAGAUCAUGUGCAUCAGCUUCAUUUGCUUAUGGAGUUAAUUGGCACUCCAUCAGAGGCUGAGUUGGGGUUUUUGAAUGAAAAUGCAAAGAGAUACAUUCGGCAACUUCGUCUUUAUCGUCGUCAAUCUUUCACUGAGAAGUUUCCAACUAUCCACCCUGCAGCUAUUGAUCUUGUUGAAAAGAUGUUAACAUUUGAUCCUAGACAGAGGAUUACAGUUGAGGAUGCGCUUGCUCAUCCCUACCUAACAUCACUUCAUGACAUCAGCGAUGAGCCAGUCUGCAUGACUCCCUUCAGCUUCGACUUUGAGCAGCAUGCAUUGACCGAAGAACAGAUGAAGGAGCUGAUUUAUGGGGAGGCUCUUGCAUUUAACCCUGAGUAUCAGCACCAAUGAUAAUAAGCGUUAAUGAUAUCUAUCCAUUGUGAAUCUUGAUAUCAGUGUGGUUUCUGUUACUUGCAUGUUUUAGGUGAUAUUUAUUUCUUCUUGUAUAUAUGUUCCACCAAAACUGGGUGGUUCUUGAUUGAUAUAUUUAUUAUGGGCUGAACUCAGGGACAAAGAACAAAAGAAAUGGUGUUUGUAUCUGCUGUCUUGCUUAUUGUGUGCUCCUUUAAUGAAUUUCUCUUUUAUCUCUA
Messenger RNA from Jatropha curcas, 1562 nucleotides. Its product is annotated as mitogen-activated protein kinase homolog NTF4. Gene Ontology annotation, molecular function: ATP binding; MAP kinase activity. The record is from RefSeq and is a predicted model, not a curated record. Gene Ontology annotation, biological process: protein phosphorylation. NCBI's taxonomy places the organism in Eukaryota, Viridiplantae, Streptophyta, Magnoliopsida, Malpighiales, Euphorbiaceae.